UUUCUGUGUGAACCGUGGUGUCCACCGUCUGUUAUUUCUGUUUCACGCCGUCCGGACAUCGUCCAGCAUCAUAAAACUCCGCAAUCUCGACAAGUUGCUAAAAAGACUGAACUGCAGCACUGCUGUAGUAAUGGCACCAUAUUUUCAAUUACAUAGACUUUUUAUAACACCUUUCAAGUUUCGUAUUAUCCACUUGAGAACAAUGGCGUCAUUACCACAAGGUGUCAAUGUUACCCAUGGCAGCUUCGAUAAACUUUCCGAGAAAUUGAAAAGUUUUGUUGCUGAAAAGGUGAAGCUCUGUCAACCUGAUGCCCUCCAUAUUUGUGAUGGCUCUGAUGCUGAAGAAAAAAUAUUAACUGAUACUCUUGUUAAAGCUGGGAUGGCACAUAAAUUAGAAAAGAUGGAUAACUGCUUUGCUGUUCGUACUAACCCUGCUGAUGUUGCAAGAGUUGAAUCAAAAACUGUUAUCUGUACAAAAGAUAAACAUGAAAGCAUACCACAUGCAAAAGAAGGAGUACAAGGAAGAUUAGGACAAUGGGCUGAUCCUGAUGAAAUGGAGAAAAAAUUGACAAAAUUAUUUGACGGAUGUAUGAAAGGACGCACAAUGUAUCUUAUACCAUUCAGUAUGGGCCCAGUUGGCUCUCCACUUGCAAAGAUUGGUAUUGAAUUAACAGAUUCCCCUUAUGUUACAAUGUGCAUGAAAAUUAUGACUCGAAUGGGUGCAAAAGUUUUAGAAACACUUGGUGAUGGUGAUUUUGUUAAGUGUUCACAUUCUGUUGGAAAGCCCUUGCCAUGUGAACCAGAUCCAUACAAUUGGCCCUGCAAUCCAGAAAAUACAAUAAUCACACAUUUCCCAGCCAAGCGUGAAAUUGUUUCAUUUGGGUCAGGUUAUGGUGGCAACUCACUAUUGGGCAAAAAAUGUUUUGCGCUUCGUAUUGCUUCAGUUAUAGCAAGAGAUGAGGGAUGGUUAGCUGAGCACAUGUUGAUUUUAGGGUUAACCAAUCCUGAAGGUAAAAAGAAGUACAUUGCAGCUGCAUUUCCAAGUGCAUGUGGAAAAACAAACAUGGCAAUGAUCACACCCACUAUACCUGGAUGGAAAGCUGAAUGUGUUGGUGAUGACAUUGCAUGGAUGAAGUUUGAUAAAGAGGGUAACUUGAGAGCAAUUAACCCAGAAUAUGGUUUCUUUGGUGUUUGUCCAGGGACUUCAAUGGUCACAAAUCCUGAAGCAUUGUUAGCUUGUCAAAAGGACACAGUUUUUACUAAUGUUGCCACCACUGAUGAUGGUGGUUACUUUUGGGAAGGUGUGGAAGAUGAGGUCGAUCUUACUGGCAAGAAAGUUACAGAUUGGUUAGGCAAACCAUGGACCCCUGGAAGUGAAACCAAAGCAGCACAUCCAAAUUCUCGAUUUUGUGCACCAGCCAAGAAUUGUCGAGUUAUGGAUCCAUUGUGGGAAUCUCCAGAUGGCGUUCCAAUUGAGGCGAUCCUGUUCGGUGGACGACGCCCACAUGGUGUACCGCUAAUCUUUGAAUCUUUCAACUGGCAACAUGGUGUUUUUGUUGCCAGUUCCAUGUGCUCAGAAGCAACCUUUGCUGCAGAACAUAAAGGCAAUGCAGUGAUGCGCGACCCAUUUGCUAUGAGACCAUUUUUCGGUUACAAUGCUGGGCAAUACUUUCAACAUUGGUUGGAUAUGGAAAAGGACAAAACGCACAAGUUGCCAAAGAUUUACCAUGUCAACUGGUUUAGACGUGAUGAAAACGGAGGAUUUUUAUGGCCUGGAUUUGGCGAAAACUCUCGCGUUCUUGCUUGGAUUUGGGAUCGUCUUGAGGGAAAAGAUGUAGCCGAGAAAACUCCAAUUGGGUACAUCCCCAAAAAGGAUACCAUCAACAUUGAUGGUCUUGGCAACUUAGACAUGGAAGAAUUAAUGUCUGUACCGAAAGAAUACUGGAUGGAACAGCUUGACGACUUAAAGAAGUAUUACGAAGACCAAUUAGGAGAGGAUUUACCAAAACCAGUCUGGGAUGAAUUCUAUAGUCUAAGGGAAAGAUUCGAUAAAUCCUAAAAACGACACUUCCUGUAAUGUAUUUGUUUUGUUGAACUGACAGAUUAGCUGCAAUUAUGCACAAGAUUUAAUUAAAGUAUGAAUAAUAUGUAACAGUUAAUAGAAUGUAAAAAUAAUUAGAGGUAUUUCCUUUUUAAGACUUGCUGAUUUAAUA
Molecule: messenger RNA, 2213 nt
Organism: Hydractinia symbiolongicarpus
Lineage: Eukaryota; Metazoa; Cnidaria; Hydrozoa; Anthoathecata; Hydractiniidae
Product: phosphoenolpyruvate carboxykinase, cytosolic [GTP]-like
Exons: 7
Coding region: 131-2059 (642 amino acids)
Biological process (GO): cellular response to glucose stimulus; response to starvation; propionate catabolic process
Cellular component (GO): cytosol
Molecular function (GO): GTP binding; manganese ion binding; phosphoenolpyruvate carboxykinase (GTP) activity
Source: RefSeq, a predicted model, not a curated record